Messenger RNA from Diabrotica balteata, 1119 nucleotides. NCBI's taxonomy places the organism in Eukaryota, Metazoa, Arthropoda, Insecta, Coleoptera, Chrysomelidae. The record is from the annotation of a GenBank genome assembly.
CAAGAAACGUGCGGUUAGGGUUGAAUGUUGAUUAUGAUUAUUUUUUAAAUGUUCACACCUAAUUUUACAUAGAUUACAAUGCAGUUUUAUUUGGAAACACCUCUAUUUAUAGUAUUUUAUGUAUCACUAUUUUUGCCAGUAACUUUUUUCUUGUUAACCAUAUACUACAUGAAAAAAAAUGAAUUUUACACGAAAGUGAAUUGUUGGUUUUGUAAUACCAGUUCAAGUGUACUUUAUAAAGAUAGAAAUAGUUUUGAAUGCAUUCAUUGCACCCAAUAUAAUGGUUUUAAGGAAGAUGGGAGCUACAAUAAAGUCAUAAAAGCACAACAUGAUAUUUCUGGUACUAAAUUCACUAGCCAAAAGACUGAAUAUUAUGAAAAUGGGUUGUGUACUUACUGUAAUAAUAAUCAACAACUGAAGAUUUAUCAACUGGCCAAGUUUACCCCAAUAAAUGAAGAUAACUAUGACAUUGAAGUUGAACAUUUCAGGAAACAACUGGAAAAAGCAUAUAAGCUGUGUAAAAAAUGUGAUCAAACAUUAAAAACCACUUUAAAUAGGAAACAUUCAUGGUUAUUUGGUAACAGGCUAAAAGACUUAAAAAGAAGAGGAUUUGCUUAUCUUAAUCAAGCUAAAGUAUCUAAACAAGUCAAUGAGUCAAUUUUCUUAAAAUUUCUAAGAGUUUCAUUAAUAAUUUCUGCUGCCUACAUUGUUUGCAAUAUUUUACAUAUUAGAAUCGUUUAUCCACAAAUUAACAUAAAUAAAUAUCUACCACAAGUGUUCAGUCCUUACAAAUCAAUUAUACUGGAUUAUUACAAUGAAAUUACUAAUCAUUGGACAGCACUUAGCACUGAAAUAUACAAUUUAAACUCAUAUUUUAACAAUUACAUUAAGAUUAAUAUUUCUAGAUUGACUGUUGUAAGUUUUAUAAGUUUUAUUUUUGAUUUGAUAUUGUCAUUUGGAAAGAAAAUACCAUUGAUUUGGAAGAUAUACUGUUCAAUUAGCUGGAUAAUCAUGUCUACAACAUUGGCUAUUACUUUUAGCCAUAUGUAUGGUACAUAUAUUUCUUUUCUACAGGUGAGCUCCUUGUUGAUAUUUAUAUAUAUUUUUUUUAUGAAGUGA